ACUCUAUCCAUGCUCCUCUCGUUCAUGCCCUCUCGUUACUGUACCCUCUGUUCAUACUCCACUCGUCCAUCCCCUCGUCCAUCCCCUCGUCCAUAUCCUCUCCUUACCAUACCCUCUCCUCAUUCCUUUCCUCGUCAGCCUCUCUCGCGCCCAUCACCACUUUGGUCACCACUAGAUCUUUUUGUACCUGCCCUUUCACGAUGCCAUCAGAAUCAGAAAAGGCCUCCGGUUUUCAUGACCAUGACAACCAAUUCUCCCAUACCCGAGCUUCUUCAGGCGAUACAGAAGACUUCACUAAUGAUCCCCGCUACGGUACUUUGAACCAGGUGCACCAGAAAGAGGAGCAUGAUGGUGAUAAACGCACUUCCUUCGCCAGCAUGCGUACCAGCGAACAUCCGAUACUGUACUACAGCGAACACUCAACAAUUCAUCACUCGAAGCGAAAGCGACCCGAGCUAGAUGAGUCGGACGGGUCGCGUUCUCCACGUGCCCAACGUCAACGUGUAAAUGGCGUAUCGGACCCCCGAGACAACGCCUAUGACCAACCGUCGAGCAAAAAAGGAAAGAUUGGUCCUCCUCGGGACCGACUAUCCGAUCCAUCUCUGUGCUCGCAACCUCAACCCCGUUGCACCAACGUGUCGGAAGGCUUCAUUUCGGCUACUGUACAUCCUGGCCCAGAGGAGAACUACUCCAGGCCUUUCCCAGAUGACAAUAGUGAAAAAAGCCAAAUCGACGACGGCGGACUGCAAACCCAUUCUCUGUGGCCUCUAGUGGCCUGCCCCCGUCGCAGCUACAGUUUAGCGGUGAUCCUCGACGAUGAACCAGAGGCUCGGAAUGCAGAACGACACAACCGGUUACCGCGUCAGAGAGAUCCCUUAUCUCAGGAUUAUGGUGAUCAUGUCGAACGUGGUCUUAGAGUCAGUCCAGAGGAAGAUGCUAUUGGGGACGCCCAAGCCAAUGAUGGCUCGGAGCUUCCACUUACGUCUGGCUCUGCAUUCCAACACCCUUCUCCAUACCUGAUUCCGGGCCCUAGUGGCCUCUCAGCACAGCCUACUCAAGAGGUCUUCAGGCUCAACCCCAGCCCUGUUCUGUCAACUGUGUCAGACGAUCCUCCAUGCUUUACUCUAUCUAGCGUUGUAGCGAUCGCCCGGGAUAAGCGGACGUCGGUUGCCUGCAAAUACUGUCGCAAGAGGAAGAUUCGUUGUGGAGGACGUCAGUCUGGGAGCGAAGAGAGGUGUAAGAAUUGCAGCAAGUUGAACAGAGAGUGCAUCUUUGCACCGGCGUCCCCCAUCAGCUAUACAGCCGUUACUCCUCAUCCCUCCAGGUCUGCUGGAGGGCCGCUCGGAAGGACUAUAUAA
Molecule: messenger RNA, 1358 nt
Organism: Verticillium dahliae VdLs.17
Lineage: Eukaryota; Fungi; Ascomycota; Sordariomycetes; Glomerellales; Plectosphaerellaceae
Exons: 2
Coding region: 201-1358 (385 amino acids)
Biological process (GO): regulation of DNA-templated transcription
Molecular function (GO): zinc ion binding; DNA-binding transcription factor activity, RNA polymerase II-specific
Source: RefSeq, a predicted model, not a curated record